AUGCAUAAUUUAUCUCUGAAAAGUCAAUUCAAGGAGGCUUUCUCGUUGUUCGACAAAGAUGGUGAUGGUACGAUCACUACCAAAGAAUUGGGAACCGUCAUGCGAUCGCUUGGUCAAAAUCCUACUGAAGCUGAAUUGCAGGAUAUGAUCAAUGAAGUCGACGCUGAUGGUAAUGGAACCAUCGAUUUUCCUGAGUUCCUUACUAUGAUGGCGAGAAAAAUGAAGGAUACUGAUAGCGAAGAGGAGAUUCGCGAAGCUUUCCGAUUUCGACUUAAAAUAGCCCAGUAG
Messenger RNA from Cylicostephanus goldi, 288 nucleotides. NCBI's taxonomy places the organism in Eukaryota, Metazoa, Nematoda, Chromadorea, Rhabditida, Strongylidae. The record is from the annotation of a GenBank genome assembly.